AUGCAACUGCAAAAUGUCCAAUGGGAAACUGAUAAUAUUUAUUGGAUAACUAUUAGAGUUUAUUCCGAUACACAAAUUUCCAUAGACAAUUUAUUUUCCGCUUCGAUAAUUGGUGUUAAUUCCCCAGAUGGGUCUACCUUUGAAUUAUAUGAUAGAAAUUUGAAAGUUGCUAAUAUUGAUAACCCAACCGACUUUGAAGCUACUUUUAGAAUUUAUGCUGAUGUAGAUGGUUGUACUGCUACUUCCGGUUCUUUUCAAAUCCACUGGGGCUACUGUCAAGGUGUUUGCAGUGACACUGCACUAUGCAAAAGUUGGCCAUACGGUAAUACUAACUUUGAGUUGCAAGUUAGCUGUAAUGCUGAUAAUCAAAAUAAUGCACAAGGCGACUUUCCAGUUUUAUCUUGGAAUGUUGACUGUGCUGGAAGUUAUACGUCUUCCAAAACAACUUCUACUCUUACACCUACUUCCACCACUUCAAGUACUUCCACCACUUCAAGUACUUCCACCACUUCAAGUACUUCCACCACUUCAAGUACUUCCACCACUUCAAGUACUUCCACCACUUCAAGUACUUCUACCACUUCAAGUACUUCUACCACUUCCACUACUUCCACUACUUCCACCACUUCUCAAACUACCGAAGCUACUGCUAAUAUUGCAAGUUGUUUGGCCACGCCCAUUUGUCCAGACUACAACUUUAACUGGCAUAGUGAACAAGUUGGUUAUGAAAGAUAUUACAUGGAUAUCCUAGAUGUGGUUUGGGAACAAGAUAAUAUCUAUGAAAUAACUAUCCAUGUUUAUGCUGAAACGUCGAUUCCAAUAGCCGAUCUAUGGGAGUUAAAGGUUACUGGAUUGGAUUCACCAGAUGGUUCCACAUAUGUGGUAUAUAGCCACAAUGAGAACAUUUAUCUAAUUACUGAUCCUACCGAUUGGACUGCUAGUUUUAGAAUUUAUACAGAAGAUAGUGACUCUACUUCUGUAAUGCCAAAUUUCCAAAUUCAAUAUGACUACAGUACGGAUCCUGAAGGUCCCGGCAGUUUUGACUUACAGACCGGAUGUAAUGCUGAUAAUAAUGGGAAUUCACAAACAGAUUUUCCAGGAUACGAAUGGAGUAAAGAAUGUAGUGAGAAUGAAGCUAGUUCCUCUAGUUCCUCUGGUUCCUCUGGUUCCUCUGGUUCUUCUAGCUCCUCUAGUUCCUCCACUUUCUCCAAAUCUUUUGUUAGUACAUUUACUUCUGCAAUAUCCUCAGCUCCUUCCAAUAGCAUACCAAGCUCCUCGUACACUGUAUUAGCUUAUACUAGCACAUCAAACACAUCUGAAUCGUUUGUUUACCCAAGCAGUUCUUCUGCAUCGAGUGAUAUUAUAAUGAGCAGCACAUAUAGUUCUAUUGUCGAUCCAUUAACCUCAUCUGGAUCAAGUUAUUUGAAUCCAUCAGCAACAACUGAUCAAGGUAGUGCAUUUACAACUAUAUCUAUUUCCAGUAUGGUAUCUAGUCAAACCUACACUUCUGAUACACCAAUCACAUCUGAAUCGUUUGUUUACCCAAGCAGUUCUUCUGCAUCGAGUGAUGUUAUAAUGAGCAGCACAUAUAGUUCUAUUGUCGAUCCAUUAACCUCAUCUGGAUCAAGUUAUUUGAAUCCAUCAGCAACAACUGAUCAAGGUAGUGCAUUUACAACUAUAUCUAUUUCCAGUAUGGUAUCUAGUCAAACCUACACUUCUGAUACACCAAUCACAUCUGAAUCGUUUGUUUACCCAAGCAGUUCUUCUGCAUCGAGUGAUGUUAUAAUGAGUAGCACAUAUAGUUCUAUUGUUGAUCCACCAACAUCAUCUGUGUUGAGUUACUCUAGUACACCAAUCAGUUCUUCUGCAUCGAGUGAUGUUAUAAUGAGCAGCACAUAUAGUUCUAUCGUCGAUCCAUUAACCUCAUCUGGAUCAAGUUACUUGAAUCCAUCAGCAACAACUGAUCAAGGUAGUGCAUUUACAACUAUAUCUAUUUCCAGUACUGUAUCUAGUCAAUCCUACACUUUUAGUACACGAAUCAAAUCUGAAUCGUUUGUUUACCCAAGCAGUUCUUCUGUAUCUAGUGAUGUUAUAAUGAGUAGCACAUAUAGUUCUAUUGUUGAUUUACCAACAUCGUCUGUGUUGAGUUACUCUAAUACACCAAUCACAUCUGAAUCGUUUGUUUACCCAAGCAGUUCUUCUGCAUCGAGUGAUGUUAUAAUGAGCAGCACAUAUAGUUCUAUUGUCGAUCCAUUAACCUCAUCUGGAUCAAAUUACUUGAAUCCAUCAGCAACAACUGAUCAAGGUAGUGCAUUUACAACUAUAUCUAUUUCCAGUACUGUAUCUAGUCAAACCUACACUUCUGAUACACCAAUCACAUCUGAAUCGUUUGUUUACCCAAGCAGUUCUUCUGCAUCGAGUGAUGUUAUAAUGAGCAGCACAUAUAGUUCUAUUGUCGAUCCAUUAACCUCAUCUGGAUCAAGUUAUUUGAAUCCAUCAGCAACAACUGAUCAAGGUAGUGCAUUUACAACUAUAUCUAUUUCCAGUAUGGUAUCUAGUCAAACCUACACUUCUGAUACACCAAUCACAUCUGAAUCGUUUGUUUACCCAAGCAGUUCUUCUGCAUCGAGUGAUGUUAUAAUAAGUAGCACAUAUAGUUCUAUUGUUGAUCCACCAACAUCGUCUGUGUUGAGUUACUCUAGUACACCAAUCAGUUCUUCUGUAUCGAGUGAUGUUAUAAUGAGCAGCACAUAUAGUUCUAUUGUCGAUCCAUUAACCUCAUCUGGAUCAAGUUAUUUGAAUCCAUCAGCAACAACUGAUCAAGGUAGUGCAUUUACAACUAUAUCUAUUUCCAGUAUGGUAUCUAGUCAAACCUACACUUCUGAUACACCAAUCACAUCUGAAUCGUUUGUUUACCCAAGCAGUUCUUCUGCAUCGAGUGAUAUUAUAAUGAGUAGCACAUAUGGUUCUGUUGUCGAUCCAUUAACCUCAUCUGGAUCAGGUUACUUGAAUCCAUCAGCAACAACUGAUCAAGGUAGUGCAUUUACAACUAUAUCUAUUUCCAGUACUGUAUCUAGUCAAACCUACACUUCUGAUACACCAAUCACAUCUGAAUCGUUUGUUUACCCAAGCAGUUCUUCUGCAUCGAGUGAUGUUAUAAUAAGUAGCACAUAUAGUUCUAUUGUUGAUCCACCAACAUCGUCUGUGUUGAGUUACUCUAGUACACCAAUCAGUUCUUCUGUAUCGAGUGAUGUUAUAAUGAGCAGCACAUAUAGUUCUAUUGUCGAUCCAUUAACCUCAUCUGGAUCAAGUUAUUUGAAUCCAUCAGCAACAACUGAUCAAGGUAGUGCAUUUACAACUAUAUCUAUUUCCAGUAUGGUAUCUAGUCAAACCUACACUUCUGAUACACCAAUCACAUCUGAAUCGUUUGUUUACCCAAGCAGUUCUUCUGCAUCGAGUGAUGUUAUAAUGAGCAGCACAUAUAGUUCUAUUGUCGAUCCAUUAACCUCAUCUGGAUCAAGUUAUUUGAAUCCAUCAGCAACAACUGAUCAAGGUAGUGCAUUUACAACUAUAUCUAUUUCCAGUAUGGUAUCUAGUCAAACCUACACUUCUGAUACACCAAUCACAUCUGAAUCGUUUGUUUACCCAAGCAGUUCUUCUGCAUCGAGUGAUGUUAUAAUGAGCAGCACAUAUAGUUCUAUUGUCGAUCCAUUAACCUCAUCUGGAUCAAGUUAUUUGAAUCCAUCAGCAACAACUGAUCAAGGUAGUGCAUUUACAACUAUAUCUAUUUCCAGUACUGUAUCUAGUCAAUCCUACACUUUUAGUACACGAAUCAAAUCUGAAUCGUUUGUUUACCCAAGCAGUUCUUCUGUAUCUAGUGAUAUUAUAAUGAGUAGCACAUAUAGUUCUAUUGUUGAUCCACCAACAUCAUCUGUGUUGAGUUACUCUAGUACACCAAUCAGUUCUUCUGCAUCGAGUGAUGUUAUAAUGAGCAGCACAUAUAGUUCUGUUGUCGAUCCAUUAACCUCAUCUGGAUCAAGUUACUUGAAUCCAUCAGCAACAACUGAUCAAGGUAGUGCAUUUACAACUAUAUCUAUUUCCAGUAUGGUAUCUAGUCAAACCUACACUUCUGAUACACCAAUCACAUCUGAAUCAUUUGUUUACCCAAGCAGUUCUUCUGCAUCGAGUGAUGUUAUAAUGAGUAGCACAUAUAGUUCUGUUGUCGAUCCAUUAACCUCAUCUGGAUCAAGUUACUUGAAUCCAUCAGCAACAACUGAUCAAGGUAGUGCAUUUACAACUAUAUCUAUUUCCAGUACUGUAUCUAGUCAAACCUACACUUCUGAUACACCAAUCACAUCUGAAUCGUUUGUUUACCCAAGCAGUUCUUCUGCAUCGAGUGAUGUUAUAAUAAGUAGCACAUAUAGUUCUAUUGUUGAUCCACCAACAUCAUCUGUGUUGAGUUACUCUAGUACACCAAUCAGUUCUUCUGCAUCGAGUGAUGUUAUAAUGAGCAGCACAUAUAGUUCUAUUGUCGAUCCAUUAACCUCAUCUGUGUUGAGUUACUCUAAUACACCAAGCACAUCUGAAUCAUUUGUUUACCCAAGCAGUUCUUCUGCAUCGAGUGAUGUUAUAAUGAGUAGCACAUAUAGUUCUAUUGUUGAUCCACCAACAUCAUCUGUGUUGAGUUACUCUAGUACACCAAUCAGUUCUUCUGCAUCGAGUGAUGUUAUAAUGAGCAGCACAUAUAGUUCUAUUGUCGAUCCAUUAACCUCAUCUGUGUUGAGUUACUCUAAUACACCAAGCACAUCUGAAUCAUUUGUUUACCCAAGCAGUUCUUCUGCAUCGAGUGAUGUUAUAAUGAGUAGCACAUAUAGUUCUAUUGUUGAUCCACCAACAUCAUCUGUGUUGAGUUACUCUAGUACACCAAUCAGUUCUUCUGCAUCGAGUGAUGUUAUAAUGAGCAGCACAUAUAGUUCUAUUGUCGAUCCAUUAACCUCAUCUGGAUCAAAUUACUUGAAUCCAUCAGCAACAACUGAUCAAGGUAGUGCAUUUACAACUAUAUCUAUUUCCAGUAUGGUAUCUAGUCAAUCCUACACUUUUAGUACACGAAUCAAAUCUGAAUCAUUUGUUUAUUGGAGUAAUUCUUCUGUAUCUAGUGAUGUUAUAAUGAGCAGCACAUAUAGUUCUAUUGUCGAUCCAUUAACCUCAUCUGGAUCAAGUUAUUUGAAUCCAUCAGCAACAACUGAUCAAGGUAGUGCAUUUACAACUAUAUCUAUUUCCAGUAUGGUAUCUAGUCAAACCUACACUUCUGAUACACCAAUCACAUCUGAAUCGUUUGUUUACCCAAGCAGUUCUUCUGUAUCUAGUGAUAUUAUAAUGAGUAGCACAUAUAGUUCUAUUGUUGAUCCACCAACAUCGUCUGUGUUGAGUUACUCUAGUACACCAAUCAGUUCUUCUGUAUCGAGUGAUGUUAUAAUGAGCAGCACAUAUAGUUCUAUUGUCGAUCCAUUAACCUCAUCUGGAUCAAGUUAUUUGAAUCCAUCAGCAACAACUGAUCAAGGUAGUGCAUUUACAACUAUAUCUAUUUCCAGUAUGGUAUCUAGUCAAACCUACACUUCUGAUACACCAAUCACAUCUGAAUCGUUUGUUUACCCAAGCAGUUCUCCUGCAUCGAGUGAUGUUAUAAUGAGCAGCACAUAUAGUUCUGUUGUCGAUCCAUUAACCUCAUCUGUGUUGAGUUACUCUAAUACACCAAGCACAUCUGAAUCAUUUGUUUACCCAAGCAGUUCUUCUGCAUCGAGUGAUGUUAUAAUGAGUAGCACAUAUAGUUCUAUUGUUGAUUUACCAACAUCGUCUGUGUUGAGUUACUCUAGUACACCAAUCAGUUCUUCUGUAUCUAGUGAUGUUAUAAUGAGCAGCACAUAUAGUUCUAUUGUCGAUCCAUUAACCUCAUCUGGAUCAAGUUAUUUGAAUCCAUCAGCAACAACUGAUCAAGGUAGUGCAUUUACAACUAUAUCUAUUUCCAGUAUGGUAUCUAGUCAAACCUACACUUCUGAUACACCAAUCACAUCUGAAUCGUUUGUUUACCCAAGCAGUUCUUCUGCAUCGAGUGAUGUUAUAAUGAGCAGCACAUAUAGUUCUGUUGUCGAUCCAUUAACCUCAUCUGUGUUGAGUUACUCUAAUACACCAAUCAGUUCUUCUGCAUCGAGUGAUAUUAUAAUGAGCAGCACAUAUAGUUCUGUUGUCGAUCCAUUAACCUCAUCUGGAUCAAGUUACUUGAAUCCAUCAGCAACAACUGAUCAAGGUAGUGCAUUUACAACUAUAUCUAUUUCCAGUACAUUACCUAAUCAAUCCUAUUUUACCAGUAUGGAAACAGCUUCUACUUUUGUUCAUGUAUCAUAUUCGGAAUCAAUAUAUUUUGAUAGACAUUCAUCAUCUAUUUAUUUGAAACCCUCAUCUUCUUUGGACAAGAUUUCCACUGUAACUUCUAUUAUUGUUUCUAAACCAUCCAAUGUUGAUACUUCUGUUAUUAAUUCAAGUGCUUCUGUUACAUCGGAUAGAAUUUCUUUUGUCUCUGCUUCUAAUAUUGAGAAUAUCAAGACUAAUUCUAGAUCUAGCUCGGAUGCUACUGUUUCAGCUGUUGCUUAUCUUUCUUCUAUUGUUACAACUCCUGUCAUCCAUCAAUCUCUAGCUACUGCUACUGAAAAUGAAAUACCGGUUACUAAAUAUUUUUAUUCUUCUUUUAGUGCCAGUUUUACUACAUGCAAUGUUAUUGAAGGUACCUUUACAAUGUGCGAGGUUUCACAACACGCUACAUCCAUCCCAACCGCAACGAGUGUAGUGGUGCUUCCAUUCACUGAUAGUAACAUUGCUACAAAAUCCACAAUUGUUAGCGGUAACAACGCAAAUGCUCAACAAAACACCACUCUAGUUACGAAGAGAUCAACAAGUUCUACUAUUGUAAUUACUCCCACUACUUCUGUUUCUAGUUUUACUGGGAGCGCGUAUUCCAAGACAGCUACUGCCACAAACGUUUCAGUUCAGAUUCAAGAAGCUUCUGCUAAUAAGAAAAACGCCUCAAUUUUAUCUGUGUUGUUAUCUGCUAUUAUAUUAUUUAUUUAA
Molecule: messenger RNA, 7122 nt
Organism: Saccharomycodes ludwigii
Lineage: Eukaryota; Fungi; Ascomycota; Saccharomycetes; Saccharomycodales; Saccharomycodaceae
Exons: 1
Coding region: 1-7122 (2373 amino acids)
Source: RefSeq, a predicted model, not a curated record